This is a messenger RNA of Electrophorus electricus (electric eel), 2089 nucleotides long. RefSeq names its product G-protein coupled receptor 4. Gene Ontology annotation, biological process: G protein-coupled receptor signaling pathway. The record is from RefSeq and is a predicted model, not a curated record. Gene Ontology annotation, molecular function: G protein-coupled receptor activity. Gene Ontology annotation, cellular component: membrane. NCBI's taxonomy places the organism in Eukaryota, Metazoa, Chordata, Actinopteri, Gymnotiformes, Gymnotidae.
GAAAGGUUUAGAAACCUUUCCUUAAGCUACAUUACAUAUUCAUCCAAUCCAGCAUAGUUACUGAAUUUAAAAAAGGCAAAUUAAUCUAAACAGGCAACCAAGCACACCUGAACCAAAGGCAUCAAGAACAUCUAUUACUGUGUACUGAGAGCUGGACGGAACAAAAAUGUGUCCCAAGAUACACUAGCAUUAUGUACUUGUAAAAUAUUCUGCUGGAACAGUGACAUACUCUCGCCAUCUCUCUUUCUCAGUAUUUCUCCACACCUCUCAUUACAUAUAAUGAUGGAGAGCACUUCCAACAUCAGCUCAUACGACGGGCAUAUGACGGGGGUCGUGGCUUGCGGGAUAGACUUCAGACAAGACAGCGUGUUCCUUCCUGUCCUCUACAGCAUCUUUUUCAUCAUCGGCAUGCCACUGAACCUGAUGGCCCUUUUUGGACUCUACCGGCUGAUAAAAUCGGAGAACGUUUUGCCCAUGUAUGUUAUCAACUUGUUGAUCGCUGACCUCAUCCAGCUGUUGUCUAUGCCUCUGUGGAUCGACUAUUACUCCAGCGAGCACUACUGGCGCUUCGGACCUGAGGCGUGCCAGGCCAUGGGCCUGUGCUUCUACAUCAGCAUCUACACGGGGAUCUUCUUCAUGUGCAUCAUCGCACUGGAGCGGCACCUGGCCAUAGCUCAUCCCCACAGGUUCCAGCAGUUCCACCAGCUGAAGUUUGCCUGGUGGAUGUCACUGAGCAUUUGGGUUUUAAUCACCCUGCCCCCCUCCAUUGCCUUCAACAAACUCUUCCCCAAGCAGAUAAAUGACACCUUGUGCAUUGAGAAGUAUCCUUCAGAACAAAAUUUCAUCGUCUACCGGCUGAUUAUUUUGGCCCUGUCCUUCAUCAUACCCCUCUGCUUCAUAGCCGGCCUCCACUGGCAGACCCUCCGCUCACUGAUGGCGAUCAACUCCUUCUUGUCCGAGGAGAAGAGGCGUAUCAAGGGGCUUCUCACCCUGCUGGUGGCCAUAUUCGUCACGGUGCUGGGGCCCUAUCACUUCAUUGGCUGCGUAAAGUACCUGGGGCUGCUGGCCCACAGCCAAUCAUGCGACUGGGAGAAGGCCGUGUUUGUGCCUUACCAGCUGAGCCGGGGCUUAUUGAGCCUCAACAGCCUGCUGGAUCCAGUGCUAUACACGUUCCUGCGGACCGAUUUCCGGGUGACGGCCAGGCGCUACCUGCCCUGCUUGAGUGGGAGUGAGGGGUCACGUCACUCCGCCUGUGGUACGUCAGAGCUCACUGAGAGGGGCACAAGCUCCACCCAGGACUGAGAGUAGGGACUGAAACACGUCACUCAAACUUAUGAAUGAAUGUAGCAUGAUCACAUUUGUGAAAUGCUAAUAGAGCUGCAUUGUCUUUUACUGAAUAAGAGCAGCAUUAGCAUUAUUAGCAGAAGUUCUUCUCGAUCCAUUGUGGCUAUUAUUGAAUACAGGUUAGAGUAAUAGUGAAAGAAUAGCUGUACAUGAUGAAAAAAAUAAUUGCACAUUAUUAGCUCCAGUUUUUAGUUUUUCCUGAAUGCAGGUUCAUCCUUUUCUUGGAUGAAAUUACACAGCCAAUGGUAAUUCUCUACUUUGUAAGUAAACAAAUGUUUUCAGAGCAAAGCUUAUAAAUGUUCCUUAAGAGAAAGAGAUGAAAGAAAAUUAUCCUAAUUACCACAUUUAAAUUAUAAUCAUAAUGAUUCAAAUAGUUCUGCUUAGCAUCAUUUACAAAAGCUAGCAUUCACUGAAUCUUUUCCUUUUACCCUACGUCAGUAGUACCUUGAAAACAAAUUCUAAUUUCAUAACUUUUAGCACAAAUGUGAAUUAAAGGCUAUUUUUAAAAUUAGAUAUCAAUAAUGGCUCAUCUAAUUUGGAUGUACCAAAAGCAUACUUAAAAUAAAGAGAAGCAGCCAUGGUUGAAUAGGCAAUGCUAGGUAAGUGAAUGUUUAUACAAUUUAAAUAAAUCACUUUGUUUCGUUUUUUUAUUAUUUAUUUUGCUGCUGUAAAGCAUAAUAUGUAUAUCUACUUCAGCUGUUAUUUGCUGCCUUUGAAGGUACUGAAUUAAACUGACAGUAAACUA